Globicephala melas (long-finned pilot whale) is the source of this 1784-nucleotide messenger RNA. RefSeq names its product UPF0500 protein C1orf216. The record is from RefSeq and is a predicted model, not a curated record. NCBI's taxonomy places the organism in Eukaryota, Metazoa, Chordata, Mammalia, Artiodactyla, Delphinidae.
AUGUUUGCCAUCCAGCCAGGGGUAGCUGAAGGGGGGCAGUUCCCGGGGGACGCGCCUCCUGGAGUAUGUCAGCCCGAGCUUCAACCAGACAGCAACUCCAACUUCAUGGCAAGUGCCAAAGAUACCAAUGAGAACUGGCAUGGGAUGCCAGGCCAAGUGGAACCCAUACUGAUGAGGAGCUUCUCUGAGUUGCCCUCUGACAACCAGGCCUUCCAGGAUCCUGGACUCCCUGAGGGGGAGGUCCGCAGCCCACCAGAGGGGGCAGAGAUCCCUGGAGCUGGGCCUGAGAAGAUGGGUGGUGCCAGCACAGUCUGCUCCCCUCUGGAGGACAAUGGCUAUGCCAGCAGCUCCCUGAGCAUUGACAGCCCUAGCUGCAGCCCUGAGCCUGCCUGUGGGACCCCUCCUGGCCCUGACCCUCCAGCUCCCCUUCUGCCCUCGGUGGCCCAGGCCGUACAGCAGCUGCAGGCUCAAGAGCGCUAUAAAGAGCAGGAGAAGGAGAAGCACCAUGUGCACUUGGUGAUGUACCGUCGCCUGGCCCUGCUCCAGUGGAUCCGGGGCCUGCAGCACCAGUUGGUUGACCAGCAGGCCCGUCUGCAGGAGAGCUUUGACACCAUUCUAGACAACCGGAAGGAGCUUAUCCGCUGUUUCCAACAGAGGGCAGCACCAUCCACACCCCAGGACCAGGGCUAAGGGCGUCUCUGCACAGGUGUGCAAGGGUUUAUGUAUAUAUUUGCAGACAUGUGUGUUGUGCACAAGCAAGUACAGAUUCUUUGCUGGUGUGAGUGCAGGGAAGCAUAAGUGAGUAUGUCAGUGCUAGCAUGUAGGCAGAUGUGCACAGGCCACGUGAGAAGCAGCAGCCCUAUGUGUGAGUAUGUACAUAUGUGUAUGUAUAGUAUGUACGUAGGAGGAAGUAAGUUUGUAUAUGCAUGUGUGGAUGGGUACCCCACGGUGUGUGUAUGUGUGCAUGAGUGAAGAUAUAUAUGCAAAAGAUGUGUGUUUCUGUAUGAGUGAGUUUGAGCGUGCAGAUUUGUGGUGGGUGUUUGUGAGUGAGCCCUUGUGUGUGCAGGCCUAUUUGUAGGGGUGCAUGUGUGCAGGUGCGUGCAUGGGAUGUAUACAUUAGGAGCAUGUAUAUUUGCAGGCUGACUCUGGAGCAAGUGUGUGCAAAUAUAUGUUCAGUUGCACACGUGGGGCAUCCAUGCAUACCUUAUGUUACCCGUGGUCUCCACUAGCCUUUUUUCUCCACAGGGUCCCACUGCUCCCUGGAGAGAAGGCUAGCCUGCUCUCAGUAUCUGAAGACUGUGGCUGAGCCUUUCUCUUGGAUUUCUCGGCUACCUCUCCUUAUCCCUCCCCUUCACUCCUCCCAGAUCUUGCUCUGCUAAGGCUGUUGUCCCUGAUGGUGGAUUUGCUGUAGGAAGUUAGGUCGCUACUCUGGCCUAUUAUGGUUUUUUGGCUGCAAUCUUGCCAAGGCAAUUGGUAGAGAACUGGUAUCAGGGAAGGGAGCUAGAAUGGUGAUGGACACCAUGGCAGGCAUGGAGGCGGGAUCAGAGGAGAAGAUAGGGGACUGCCCCACUUGAACUCAGCCAUUGGGCACGUGGGAGAUGGGGAUGGGGGAGAUGAUGAUGGCAGAACCCUGAGAAGACUAGGAGAAUGGGAAUUCUACAAUACCAGUUCCAAACAAAUCACACCUCUCCACUGCAAGGGAGCUGUUGCAAACCAUAUUGACUUAAGCUUCUGAUGAAAAGGAAUCUGUGUUAAUAUAAUGUCAUAUGUCAACUACACCUCAA